Thalassophryne amazonica is the source of this 2539-nucleotide messenger RNA. RefSeq names its product DNA (cytosine-5)-methyltransferase 3B-like. Gene Ontology annotation, biological process: negative regulation of transcription by RNA polymerase II. Lineage: Eukaryota; Metazoa; Chordata; Actinopteri; Batrachoidiformes; Batrachoididae. The record is from RefSeq and is a predicted model, not a curated record. Gene Ontology annotation, cellular component: nucleus. Gene Ontology annotation, molecular function: DNA binding; DNA (cytosine-5-)-methyltransferase activity, acting on CpG substrates.
CUCUCUCUCUCUCUCUCUCUCUCUCUCUCUCUCUCUCUCUCUCUCUCUCUCUCAGACUUUGCGGCAGCAUGCUUCCACCCUGAGUCCUUUCUGCUCCUGUGUUCAAAUCCAGCGCAGGCGGUUUUGAACUUUUUGGGUUCUUUUCGUUCCUCCGAUCUGUUCCUCUUGCCGUGGAUAAGUGCACGGAGCGUGGAUGGUUAUGUUUGAAAAGGAAUUGGAACAAACACUGGACGAGUUGACUGCAACGGCGAUUCCUUCCAGCCAGUAUUCCGCUGCUGUCAUGGAGGAGAGCAACAACGUGGCCGCCAUCGCCGCAGUGAAUGUAGAUACGCCUCCGGCUAAGGACCUGUCAGAGACUGACAGCGGUGUGGAGCUGACCAAUGAGAACAGCCCCCUGACUGCGGCUGAACCUCCCUCCCCUUUCAGUCUGAAACAAAAUGGAGACGCCGCUGCUUCACCUGAAGAUGGAAAGGAGUGUUCAAGGAGGAGCAGAAAGAGGAGCAGGAAGAUGCUAGAGGAGGAGGAAGAGGAGGAAAUGACCUGGGAGUCCUACGGCCAGAACAAGACCUCAGGAGUGUCUCAGCUGGUUUUGAGAGAACGACCUCGGCCCAGAACCAUCUUCCAGGCCGGAUUAAUGCCACACGGACAUCCCAAACCCCGCAGGCAGAACCGCAGACACGAGCAAAGCAUGUUUCUGUAUGGUGGACCUCGAGUGUCCAUGGUUGUGCCCAGUCGGGUUCCUGAGUCUCCCUGUCUUGACCUGAUGGAACAGGACUCCAAAGACUCGGCUCAGAGCAGCAGCACCUCGUCCAGCUCCGAAACACAACCUGAGUACAAUGACAACAAGGGUUUUGGCAUCGGAGAGCUGGUCUGGGAGAUCAAAGGCUUUUGUUGGUGGCCCGGCAUUGUGGUGACAUGGCGCGCUACAGGCAAACGUCAGGCUAGUCCGGGCAUGAGGUGGCUCCAAUGGUUUGGAGAUGGCAAAUUCUCAGAGGUUUCUGCAGACAAGCUGGACUCCAUCACAGCCUUUCCAAAGUUCUUCAGCCAGGCUUCGUACACCAAACUGGCCUCGUACCGCAUGGCCAUCUUCCAGGCACUCGAGAUGGCCAGUAUCCGGGCAGAGAAGAUGUUUCCUCCCUGUGAGUCGGACAGUCCAGAGGACCAGGUCAAACCCAUGCUGGACUGGGCCAGUGGGGGCUUCCUGCCAAAGGGCGAAGAGGGACUCAAACCUACGCACAACACCAUGAGUAACCCGUUGCACCACCACGUACUCGACAUCUCCCCGCCGGAGUAUUUUCCCAGCGCCAAGCGGCCCAAAGCCGGUGUUUGUAAAAGCAAAGCCGCACCAGAGGAGUCCUACAGCAGAGAACAAAUGGUGAAUGAAGUUCUGAGGAAUAAAAGAAGUAUAGAAGAGUUCUGUCUCUCGUGUGGAAAGACGAGAGCAGCAACCUUCCACCCGCUCUUUGAAGGAGGCCUGUGCCAAACAUGCAAGGAUGUGUACCUGGAAAUGUCCUACAUGUACGAUGAUGACGGUUAUCAGUCGUAUUGCACCGUUUGCUGCGGUGGCCGGGAGGUUCUGCUCUGUGGAAAUGCCAACUGCUGCAGGUGUUUCUGCGUAGACUGUCUGGACAUUCUGGUCGACCCUGGCGCAUCGAACUGUGCUCGUCAUCUGGAUCCGUGGCGCUGCUACAUGUGCCAGCCGCUGAUGCAGUACGGCAUCCUGAAACGGCGGCACGACUGGAGCCUGAAACUGCAGGAGUUCUUUGCCAACGACAACGGACAGGAGUUUGAAAAACCCCAGAUUUACCCAGCAGUCCCUGCAGAACAGAGACGACCAAUCAGAGUCCUCUCCCUGUUUGACGGCAUCGCCACGGGAUACCUGGUUCUGAGGGAUCUGGGUUUUAAGGUGGACCAGUAUGUGGCGUCCGAGGUGUGUGAGGACUCCAUUUCAGUGGGCGUGGUCAGACAUGAAGGAAAGAUCCAGUACGUGCACGAUGUCAGGAACAUCACCAAGAAGAACAUUCUAGAAUGGGGUCCGUUUGACCUGGUAAUAGGAGGAAGUCCCUGUAAUGACCUGUCAAUCGUCAACCCUGCAAGAAAGGGACUGUAUGAAGGCACAGGGAGGCUGUUCUUUGAGUUUUACCGUCUGCUGAGUGAGGCGAAGCCCAAAGAAGGAGAAGACCGGCCAUUCUUCUGGAUGUUUGAGAACGUGGUCGCCAUGGGCGUCAACGACAAGAGGGACAUCUCACGGUUCCUGGAGUGUAACCCUGUGAUGAUCGAUGCCAUUGAGGUGUCUGCGGCUCAUCGUGCACGGUACUUUUGGGGGAACCUGCCAGGAAUGAACAGGCCUCUAUGUGCUUCUGGCAUGGACAAACUGGAGCUGCAGGACUGUCUGGAACAUGGCAGAGUGGCAAAGUUUGGGAAGGUGCGUACCAUCACAACCGCUCCAACUCCAUCAAACAAGGGAAGGACCAGCAUUUUUCCUGUCCUGAUGAAUGGGAAGGAGGACAUACUGUGGUGCACAGAGCUGGAGCGGUGA